ACGCGCUUCUCGAUGGGGCAUGAUUUUUGUAAUACCUCUCCGGUGAUGCUCGGUUAACGUACGAGCAUCGCACCGUGUGCUCGUUUCGUCGUACGUUCAUGCUCGAGCACCUCGUCGUCGUGCGGCUGCCCAUCUUCCGGCGCAAGGGCGCGCGCAUCGUGGCCAUCAGCGGCUGCAUCGUCGUGUGCCGCUUCGCGCUGCAGCUCGGCUUCGUCGCCACGGUCGCCGUCUGCGCGACCGUGCGCGUCGCCUUCCUGUCGCCGUAGAUGCGCCGCUUCGUCGCGGUCCUCGCCGCCGCCGCCGCCGCCACGGGCCUCGAGUGCCCAGGCGCCGACGUCGCCGACGUCGCCGCGCGCGUCGAAAAGCUCGGCGCGAACGCGUCGACCGCGGCCGUGGAGCGCGUCCUCGAGGCCGCGGUCGCCGCGAGCGCCCACGCGCGCGCGCACCGCCGCGUCGCGCUCGUCAAGACGCACAAGACGGCGUCGGGCACGCUCCAGGCCCUCGUCGCGCGCGUCGCGUUACGCCUGGGCCUGAGGCCCGCGGCCGCCGCGUGGCCGGGCAAGUUCUGGCGGGAGGGCAUGUGCCCCGAGGCGCUCCGGAAGGCGCUCCGCGGCCGCCGCGCGGACGUCGCGCUCCGCCACGUCUUCCCCAUCAAGGACUGGUGGACGAAGAAGCGCGCGCCGUGCGGGGAGCGCGGGCCCUGGGUCGACGGCUUCUUCCGCCUCUGCCGCGAAUUGAUGGGAAACGACGUCGC
Aureococcus anophagefferens is the source of this 754-nucleotide messenger RNA. RefSeq lists its product as hypothetical. The transcript has 2 exons. The annotation marks the transcript as partial. NCBI's taxonomy places the organism in Eukaryota, Pelagophyceae, Pelagomonadales, Pelagomonadaceae. The record is from RefSeq and is a predicted model, not a curated record.